This is a messenger RNA of Cavenderia fasciculata, 1482 nucleotides long. Its product is annotated as ABC transporter G family protein. NCBI's taxonomy places the organism in Eukaryota, Evosea, Eumycetozoa, Acytosteliales, Cavenderiaceae. Bases 1 to 1482 code for a protein of 493 amino acids. Gene Ontology annotation, cellular component: membrane. Gene Ontology annotation, molecular function: ATP hydrolysis activity; ABC-type transporter activity; ATP binding. The transcript has 4 exons. The record is from RefSeq and is a predicted model, not a curated record. Gene Ontology annotation, biological process: sorocarp morphogenesis; aggregation involved in sorocarp development.
AUGGCACCACCAAUUACACUUGAACAUGAAGAUGGCGUAGAUAUGACAGAGUUUAGUGGAGGAACAUCGUCCCCACCAGACAUCCAAAAUGAUAUUUCAUUAUCAUCAUCGUCACCUGCCUAUCAUACCACCACUGCUGGAUCUGUCAUCCCAAUCGCACCACGUCGUAGUGGUAUGUAUGUCACCGCCAGAAACCUCACCAUGACCGUCGGUACAGAGAAAAAGAAUAAUGUAAAAAAUAUAUUAUCAGAUUUAAAUUUCUUUUUAAAGCCAGGAUCAAUGGUAUUAAUUUUGGGUAGUCCGGGAUGUGGAAAGACAUCAAUUAUGAAAGCAUUGGCAUGUCAAACUCAUGAUGAAAGAUUGUCAGGUAAAUUAUUAUUUAAUGGAAAGGAACCAAAUCCAGAUACACAUCAUCGUGAUUGUAUCUAUGUCGUUCAAGAAGACCAUCACAUGGCACCAUUCACAGUCAAAGAGACAUUUAAAUUCAGUGCCGAUAUGCAAAUGCCAGAGGGAACGACCGAAGAACAAAAGAACCAACGUGUCGAAACCAUCAUGAAAAUGUUGGGUCUCGAGUCACAAGCCGACACCAUCGUCGGUAAUGAAUUUUUGCGUGGUAUCUCUGGUGGUCAAAAGAAGCGUGUUACCAUUGGUGUAGAGUUUGUCAAGGAUGCCAAUCUCAUCCUACUCGAUGAAUGUUCAACUGGUCUAGAUUCAACCACCACACUAGACUUGAUAACCAAUAUCAAAGAGAUUGUCACCACUCAAAAUGUAUCAUGUAUCGUUUCACUCCUUCAACCAGGUUCUGAAAUCGUUCGUCUAUUUGACUUUUUAAUGGUCCUAUCUGAAGGUCAAAUGGCCUAUUUCGGGCCAAUGAAUAGUGGUAUCGACUAUUUUGAAGAACUUGGAUUUAAAUUACCAUCACAUCAUAAUCCAGCUGAAUUCUUUCAAGAGAUUGUUGAUGAACCAGAAUUAUAUUACGCAAAGGAGGGUGAGCCACCUCUCAAAGGUACACAACAAUUUGCACAAGCCUACAAAAACUCAGAGAUUUGUAAAAAGGUUUGUGAUGACUUGGACAACAAUAUUCCCAACCCAUCCGACUUUAAGGACAGUUCUCAUAUGACUGCCUACCCUACAUCGACCGGCUACCAAAUCCUCAAGACAUCAUUACGUGCAUUCAAGAUGCUUGUUUCUAACCCAGUCGUCGUAAGAGUUAGAAUUAUCAAGUCGAUUGUCAUGGGUCUUAUUUUGGGCUCACUCUUUUGGGAUUUGUCAGCUGACCAAGCCGGUGGCAACAAUCGUUCAGGUCUCAUUUUCUUUUCACUCUUGUUUGUCAUUUUCGGUGGUUUUGGUUCGAUUACAGUCUUAACUCCCUAUUUCGCUCUCCGAGACGGUCAUCUUUUCAGUGUUGGUCUAUUGGAUGUGUGGAUUGCAGGCGAAUGCUGGAAGAUUCAUCUACUUUAUCUUGAUGGUCUUGGCGAGUGA